Messenger RNA from Meloidogyne enterolobii, 835 nucleotides. The record is from the annotation of a GenBank genome assembly. NCBI's taxonomy places the organism in Eukaryota, Metazoa, Nematoda, Chromadorea, Rhabditida, Meloidogynidae.
AAAAGAAAUGAGUGAAUUCUUCUUUAAUAUCGAUCAUGGGUAUUUAGAGGGAUUAAUUCGUGGAUUUAAGUCUGGUCUUUUAACAACGACGGAUUACGCUAAUCUUGUUCAAUGCGAAACUCUUGAAGAUUUAAAAUUGCAUAUUCAAUCAACUGAUUAUGGAAAUUUUUUGGCAAAUGAACCUGGAAGUAUUACUGUUCAAGUUAUUGAUGAACGUUUGAAAGAGAAAUUGGUUGCAGAAUUUAAUCAUCUUCGAAACAAUGCUUUGGAGCCUUUGUCGACUUUUUUGGACUUUAUUACGUUUGUUUUUCUAUUUUUUGGAGUGUGUUGUCUUUAUGGUUUUAACGAGUCUUAUUCUAAUGUCAAAUGUACUAUUUGUAUUUCUUCCUGUAUCCAUUUCUCUUUUAUUAUCAACAGGCCCGUAGCCAGGAUUUUUUUCGGGGGGGGGGGGCAUGGGGGGAAAAUUUUUUCUGCGCCAAAUUUUUGGCGCCGAAGGCGCCAAAAAUUUUUAUUUUCAGGGCCGCAGGCGAAAAUUUUGAAAAUUUUAGAGGCCGUAGGCCAAAAAAAUUCACUUUUUCGGCGCCACAGGCGCCAAAAAUUUCAUUUUCAGCGCCGCAGACGUAAAUUUUUUGAAUUUUGGACCUCAAGAUGCCAGAUUUCUUCCUUUUUUAGCGCCGCAGGCGAAAAUUUUGAGAAUUUUAGAGGCCGUAGGCCAAAAAAAUUCACUUUUUUUGCCCCAGCCCUUCCCCAAAUUUUUUCCUUUUUCCCAUUUCGGGGGGGGGGGGGGAAUUCCCCCCCUCACCCCCCCCCUGGCUACGGGCCUGAUUAUCAAUAA